This is a messenger RNA of Electrophorus electricus (electric eel), 1728 nucleotides long. The record is from RefSeq and is a predicted model, not a curated record. Lineage: Eukaryota; Metazoa; Chordata; Actinopteri; Gymnotiformes; Gymnotidae.
UGACCAAGACUGCGGUGUGGUUCCGCUUAUUUCGUUAACAGCUGCAUACCGAGUGUCUUAUCCUAAAAGAAAGAAGGAAUACCCGCCAGUUACCAGAUACAUCGUUGUCCAGUACUGAAGACUGCUUCACGCCCAGAAAAGGCUGAGAAUUACAAUUUUGUAAAAUACUAAUUGAUUGGUUAUACGUUACACUGAGAAGGUGUGAAUACAAAUUUGAACCAUUUCUUGUAAAAAAGAAGAAGAAGAAAAAGCUAAAACACAUCAGAGGUAAGAGAACUGUAGUCACUGCUCCAAUGAACAGAAGAAAACCAUCAGUGCUCUUUUGAAUUGAUUCUAGAUCUACUGCCAGGGCAGACCAGUCAUCUGGCAGUAAGGUAGUAGGGCAACACGGAGUAAAAGAGUUUACUUAGUGGAGUGAACAUGGAUAACGCCUCCUCACAGAUGGCUUCGGAAGAGGACUCCGGACAUGUUAUGGACCAUAAAUCUCAGAAAAUUGCUGAACUGGACCAGCUUGUGAAGCGACUGAGGAAUGCACUGGUGUCUCUCGAGGAGGACAACUUAAACCUGAAUAGGCAACUGAAAGAACGCCACAAGCUUUCUUGUCCUGACCUCGGCCUCAGGACUCAGGACAAAGGGCACUUGGACCGGUGCGGCCGGCUGGAUGUGGAGAAGCUGGAGGAGGAGGAGGCCAGCCAGAGAAGGGUGGAGUGCAAAGGCAAGGAGCCUGAAGCCAAGAUCAAGAGGCUUGCGAGAGGCUGCGGUGAUGUCCCCACCGUCAACAAGACGCUGGAGAGGAGGAACAGGCAGCUGUUCAGAGAGAGCGAGAUUGCGAUCAAACAUGCGCAACUGUGUGGGAAUAGCCGGCAGAGUGGCGAGGCCGAGGAACCCGACCUGGAGAAGCAGAAGCUUGCGAAGCAGGUGGUGCAGCUCCAGGCCGACGUGACCCGCUCGAUGAAAGAGCUCCGGAAGGUGCGGCCACUGAACGUGGAGGACGGGUGCCCCGGCGAGCGGGUUACGGGGCCCGUUGGGGGGGAGCCGGAAACCGUGGCUCUGCUGCGGCGGGAGAACAGGGCGCUGAGGGAGAGCCUGGAGCAGAGCCGGCUGGCGCUCAGGAAGGCAGAACCUGGAGCAGGAGGAGGAGCCGAGGGCAGAGCAGAGGAACUGGAGCGCUGCCUCAUCGCCCUCCAGAUGGAGAAGGACCUGCUGCGAAAGGAAGUCAGGACGCUUCAUCAGGAAUACAUCAGCCUCGUGGACAGCGUGGCGUCACAGCUGAGGGACACGACCUCUGUGCGGGGAACUCCAGUGCCGGAACCAGUGACUGAGCAGAAGAAAUCAGGAGGGAAGGAGCUUUUGGUUGCAGGGAGAAGCCCAGGAAGCUCUGAACAUCACAGUCCUACACAGAGGUCUACAGUGGGCAAACGUUUUGGAGAUGGGAUGACUGAGCAGAUAAGGGUGCUCUUUGAGGAGGCAUAGAAGAGGAGCAUCAUUGGGUUUGAGUGUAAUGAACACUUUGAAACUAGAGAACCAGAAGUACAGAGAGACUACAUUUCUGCUCAAAACAGCAGGAGCGAAAGAGUGCUAGAGAAUCAAAACAUUGGGCUCCGAUCAGAAGGGCCCAUUUCCUAGAAUAACACUGAAUCAGACUGUCAACAUUUAACUUGGAAGACCUGAUUCUAUUGUAUGUGCCUUACUGUGUUCUGAUUGCUGAAUUGUUGGGGUACAAUAAAU